Molecule: messenger RNA, 1149 nt
Organism: Mixia osmundae IAM 14324
Lineage: Eukaryota; Fungi; Basidiomycota; Mixiomycetes; Mixiales; Mixiaceae
Exons: 5
Coding region: 40-939 (299 amino acids)
Biological process (GO): DNA replication; DNA damage response
Cellular component (GO): nucleus
Molecular function (GO): double-stranded DNA binding
Source: RefSeq, a predicted model, not a curated record
GUCGGCUCAGCCCAGCCAGCUCGGCAGCAAUCAGUCACAAUGCCACGCGCAGAGAAGGGCUCUUCCAAGGCCUUGGCCAACGCCAUGAAAAGCAAAGGCCUACAACGGCUGAGAUGGUACUGUCAAGUCUGCGAGAAACAAUGCCGUGAUGCAAACGGCUUCAAGUGCCACACCAUGUCCGAGGGUCACUUGCGCAUGAUGCUCGUCGUCGGAGAGAACGCGGGAAAGCACCUGGACGCUUACUCUCAGACCUUCAAGUCCGACUUUCUCCGCCUCCUCUCCAACAGAUGGGGAACCAAGCGUGUCAGGGCCAACCAGGUCUACAACGAGUUUAUCCAAGACAAGCAUCACACGCAUAUGAAUUCAACUCGUUGGGUCACCCUGACCGAGUUCAUAAAGAGUCUUGGACGGCAAGGUGUCGUCAAAGUCGACGAGACUGAAAAGGGUUUCUACAUUGCUUGGAUUGACAAUACGCCCAAGACGCUCUCACGUCAGGCUGCAACACAGUCAAAAGAGCGCGCCGAUAUGGACGAUGAGCAACGACAGCGCAAGCUCAUCAAAGAACAGAUCGCCCGUGCGCAAGCAGAGGUUUCCGCCGCGCCUGUCGCCUCCGGUAGUGGAUCCGAAAAUAGUGGAUCUCUGUCUCCGUCUGCAGAUUCUAAAGAGCCCGCGCCACCGAUUCAGAUUAAAUUAGACUUGCCCGCAUCUGCGCCUGUUGCACCUGCUGCCGUGGCGCCCAUCAAGAUCAACCCGCUCAAGGUUGCUAAUCCCCUCAAGGGAGCUAGCAAACCCUCUAUCUUCAAGACUGGCUCUGCCACGCCGGCAUCAGUCAGCAACAAGCGGCCGCUGUCUGCGAUGGAGCAAAUCGUCAGAGAAGAGGAGGAGCGGAAGCGGAGGCGAGAAUCAAGACCGAUGCAGAUCGGCAGGAUCGCUACAUAGGAGUUGACAAAGCAUCACUGUCACAUGAGUCUUGUUGACUGUAUGCCCCUUUGUGACAGCUCGCAUCACAAUGCAAUCGUUUUCUGGUUCCAUCAGCACCGCCCAGAUGGCUCCGUUCAUCUAAUGGCAUCUGGCUGCAUGGAAAUGACCUGAAACGCCGCAUGCCGCUUGUCAACAGACGACGAUCACUCGAAGCACAUGUUUCCAGCC